UUGGAAUUUUAAUAUCUCCUGCUGAUUUAUUUUAAUUGAGUUUAAGCUUGGAUGAAAUAAACCUAUAGAUAAUCGUGAAAAGAAUAAAAUGCGUGAAGUACUAGGCUUAAUUUUUGUACUUUGCAGUUGUAUGCCGAGUUCAAUCAGAGCUGCUGAAAUUGACUUGGGAAGUGAGAAAACGGCACUAAGAUCGAAGUUACUUCAAGUUUUUGAUAUUUCGAGACAAAAUCAAAUACUUUUGGAUGAUGUACUGAAUAAAACAUUUUAUGAGAUUGAAGAGAGUAUCGCGAAUAUUCCAAAAGAAGACGAGCAAUUAACGACUGAUAGACUUGCAACACAAACUGAGGCACCCGCUCAGGCUGAUCAACAAUGUGGACCACAAAGAGUAUGUGUACCGAAAGAACAGUGCAGAUAUAAAACCUUUGGGAAGUGUGCCAAUGAUAAGUUCUGUUGUGGAGUCAAAGGGUCACCAAUUUAUAAUCAGAAUAUGUGCGGCUAUGGCAUAGAGGUGACCCCAAAUCGACCUUUUCAAGUGGGAGCCAAAAGGCAAGCCGAAAUCACUGAGUUCCCCUGGAUGAUCGCUGUUUUCGAGGGAGAGGAGUUCAUAGCUACCGGUGUCCUAAUAAGCGGAGAUAAAGUUAUUACUAGUGCUUCCAAGCUGGAUGGAAAGAAUCCGGAUAAAAUUAGGGUCGUAGGCGGGGAAUGGACAUUGCCGGACAGCAAGCAAACGUAUCCACCUCAGAGACGCCUGGUUGAGCUGAUCAUACUACACGAGAACUUCAAAAACAAUAAGAAGUACAAUGACAUUGCUCUGAUUCAACUGAAGAUGCGAUUCAGUGAUGUGGAAUACAUAAAACCCAUUUGUUUGUCCGACUCAUUGGCUGGAAUCGAUUUAAACAAAUGCCAAGUCACAAACUGGGGAAAUCAAAACUCAGCUCUGCGAUCUUUCUCCAUUUUCCCAAUGAACGCCAACGAUUGCGAAAAUACAAUAACGAAACAAAAUAUCAAUUGGUUUGGCGAUUUCAUACGCGAGAACGUCAUUUGUAUUAGAGCCGAACCGGAUAUCAAAGCCUGCGGUGUCGAUAAUGGAUCCCCGCUUGUUUGUCCCUUCUUAAAAUCCCCCCAGCAAUACACUUUGGUCGGGUUAGCCAAUUGUGGCUGGAAAUCUGCUCAGUUCGCCAGCAAUCGAAUGCCGGAUAUUUAUGCAUUUGCACAAUAUUUUGCACCAUGGAUAAGAACUAAUUUAAACCCAGACUUACUUCAGAAUGUAGAUGUUGGGCCCAAAUUAUAAAUAUUUUUACUAUCUUGAAUUCUUAAAUCUAUAAAAUGAUGUAAUCCUAACUUCAAAUUAUUAAAAUAGAAUUAUUGAUUAUUUUGAUUUUACAAAGA
Messenger RNA from Drosophila innubila, 1389 nucleotides. Its product is annotated as phenoloxidase-activating factor 2-like. The transcript is spliced from 3 exons. The record is from RefSeq and is a predicted model, not a curated record. NCBI's taxonomy places the organism in Eukaryota, Metazoa, Arthropoda, Insecta, Diptera, Drosophilidae. Gene Ontology annotation, biological process: proteolysis. Gene Ontology annotation, molecular function: serine-type endopeptidase activity. Bases 89 to 1291 code for a protein of 400 amino acids.